CGCUUGCUUGACAGCUUCGUUCUCGUGCAUGGAAACGGCCUCCAAUCGUAGGACUCAACGUCCGAAGCGCGAAAACGUGGACGUGCCUUGUGACUUUUAAUAGACAUUUAGGUGUCCGAGGAGGCAAUAAGAGGGGGAACUCUGAGCCCAAAGGAUGGCAUAGAUCCAACAUCCGACCGGCAGCAUGUGCUAUGUGAUAGUCACUGGUCGUAGCUUGCUGUGGACGCUGCUGUCCUUGGUGGCGUUAAUGGCAGUUUUAUCAGGCCUCAUCACUCCAAAAUGGCUCGUUGGUCCGCACACGAUUAAAGAUACAAUAAAUGGGUCGGAGUUGUACGUCCCGACGGUGGGCAUCUUCAAUCGCUGCAUCAGAUUGCAUGGAAAGACGCAUUGUGGCAAUUUCAACGUCGACGGGUUCGCCACGGACUCCAGUGUCUUUCCAGGUUGCUGGAAAGCUUCUUACUUCUUCCUGUUACUCGGUCUGGCGAUCAUGGCCACGACGGUACUGGCGGCUCUGAUCGGCUGCUGUGUGCAGAGCAUCGGUAGGAAGAGUAUCUUCAAUUUGGCUGGGGUCGCGCAAGUCGUUGCUGGAAUAUCCUAUCUGCUUGGAAUGAUUUUGUAUCCCGCUGGCUGGGGGGCGGAGAGGGUUCAAAGGAUUUGUGGCCCCGAAGCGGACGCUUUCUACCUCGCUGACUGCACCCUUGGUUGGGCCUUCUACAGCGCCAUGAUAGGGGUUGGGCUUACCUUCGUUUGCGCGGUAAUCAGCGGCCAAGCGGAAAAGUCUACAGCGAGCGACAAAGUUCAGGAUAAAAUGAACGAAGGCAAGACUUUGAUCUGUCUCGCGUGAAACCAGUUAAACGGGUGAACGUAAUUUCGUCGGUGCUACCGAUACGUCCUCCUUUGGUUCGCGAAGCAACGGAGAACGAAAAGAUUCGAGAGUUCGAGAAGUACGAAAAUUUCCUUCUUCCCCCUUGAAUAGGAAAGAAGGAAAUUCGUCAUGAGACCAAAUUCGACCGAGCAUGUCCGAAUCCGAUGACUUGUUAGAGAAUCAUUAGACGUUUGCUCUCCAGCGAGUACUUAUCGCCGGAACGAAUUUUUCUGUACCAAUAAGUUUUUCGCAAGGCGCGUUAAAGACGUACAGUUUUGAUACCUUACUACCCGCUGAUUUUUAUAGUCCGUUUUAUAAAAAGACGUACACGAAGCAGAUAUUCGUAGGAAAUAAGGUACGAUAAAGAAAGGAUAAUAUUGUGUAUAAAGAGGAAAUAAAACGUGGGCGGUACGAGAAAAUCUUGUCUUCUUGUCCUUCGUCAAUAAGCAUCACAUAACUAGUUUUUUAUUUUUUUUUUAUUAAUUCAUUGAGAACAA
Messenger RNA from Colletes gigas, 1362 nucleotides. Its product is annotated as LHFPL tetraspan subfamily member 2 protein. Bases 185 to 844 code for a protein of 219 amino acids. Gene Ontology annotation, cellular component: membrane. The record is from RefSeq and is a predicted model, not a curated record. The transcript is spliced from 5 exons. NCBI's taxonomy places the organism in Eukaryota, Metazoa, Arthropoda, Insecta, Hymenoptera, Colletidae.